Messenger RNA from Maylandia zebra (zebra mbuna), 1967 nucleotides. Its product is annotated as PRA1 family protein 3. Lineage: Eukaryota; Metazoa; Chordata; Actinopteri; Cichliformes; Cichlidae. Gene Ontology annotation, cellular component: membrane. The record is from RefSeq and is a predicted model, not a curated record. Gene Ontology annotation, biological process: negative regulation of transport.
CUCCAGGCCGCUGACGUGAUCAGCUGACCUGUCAAACAGCGUGUGCUGUGGUGUUGUGUUUGUUUGCGUCGCUUAACGACACGCCGAAGAUAUGGCAGCCAAAAUGGAGCUCGCACCCCUCAGACCGUGGGACGACUUUUUCCCCGGAACGGACCGAUUCGGCAAGCCCGAUUUCGGAGACUUAGCAAAGUGGAACAACAGAGUGAUCAGCAAUCUGAUGUACUACCAGACGAAUUACUUCGCCGUGGCUAUGGUGGUUUUCCUCAUUGUAGGGUUCAUGAAUCCAUUUGGCAUGUUCCUGGGUGGAGCUGUGGUGGCACUGGUCUUUGCAGGAUCAGUCUGGGCAGGAGAAAAUAAGGCCACUAUCAAGAACUUCAAAAGGAAGAACCCCACUCUGUUUGUCAUUGGUGUCAUGGUCACCAGCUACUUUCUGCUUUCACUCUGUGGUGGAGUCAUGGUCUUCAUCUUUGGAAUCACCUUUCCUUUGCUCUUAAUCUUGAUCCAUGCCUCUUUGAGACUUCGCAACAUGAAAAACAGGCUGGAGAACAAGAUUGAAGGUGUUGGGCUAAAGAAGACCCCCAUGGGCAUCAUCAUGGAUCUCCUGGACCAACAAGAGGAGAAAAUUAAUAAGAUUCAGGAUUUCAUUGAAAACAAACUGAAGGAGUAAGAGUGCAGCCAAGAGUGUGCCAAAAGAAAUCAGUGUCAUACAGUAUGGAUUAAAGUUUCUGUAGAAUUGUCUGAUAAGUUCCAGUAUAAGCCCCUUAUAAUAAUAAUAAUAAAGUUACAGAUUUUUUUUCCCCUCAUUCCCACUUUUUUUUUACCCAUUUUAGUUUAAUAUAUGCUCUUACAUGUUUGUGUGAGUUCACAAUAUCUAAGGGGUAAAGGUGAAUCAUGUCAUUAUAACAGGGUUCGCACAAUCAUUGUAUGGAUUGGAUGUUGGGAUCAAAGUUUUUAGCAUUCCUGUGUCAAAAUAUGUCCACAGACGCAUAAUUCCCCAUCGUUGACAGUGCACUUUGUUCUACACAGUAAUCAAGUAUUUAUUCAAUCCAAAUAAAAUAGAAUGUUUGAGCUGAAUAAACAGUGAUUAGAUACCAGUUAUAUUUGUUCAAAAAAAAAAAAUUCAUUUCCUUUCAGUUUGCUACCUCAAAAUGAGCACGUUUAUCUUUAUUCUCACCGAGUAGACCCAGAUUACCAAAACGCACCGCUGCCACCAAGUGAACUGCUUAUUAAACCGCAAUAACUCCAAUUUUGUCAUUGCAGGAGCUUGCUUUAUGAAUGCUGAAAAAAGUUUGCUUCUUGCAUAGACAUUGUUACUUGUCCUUACUCAAAAUAAUAAUGCAGUGUGGAUAUUCGAUUUGUCACAAGAUUUGUGCAUACAGUUUCUGACUGUACACGGUGGCCUGAGUGCAUCCCCUCUGUUCACAGCUAUGCAAUACGGAAAAAUGAAUGGCAAGUGCAGCUUUAUCGUUUGAGUAUAUGUUAUGUAUAUUUUUGUUAUUUCUGAUGUGUCAUUAUUUUAGCAUGCAGAAAUGUAUUUUAAAAAUAAAUUUUCAACUGACUUUUAGCACAUUUCCCUGUUCAUUAGUCGACAUCUCAUGGAAUUCUGAAAAAAGUUACAAUAAUUAUUAUUUUAUACUGAUAUACUUAUACUGAUCUGUUCAGAAAUGCACACUGAACGCAGUUUGUACUGCUACCUACUCAAAUGUCAGUUCAUUUUUAAUUGGUUUGGGAUGCAGCAUUAUGUGUGUGUGUGUGUUAUAUGUUUUUUGGUGACAUUUCCAUUCUUGAAAAGUGAUGAAUAGAAAUAAAAAUUGGCUGUCCUCUAUAAAAAUAAAUGUAAUUUGAUUUACAGUGCAAAAGUCUCAAGCCAUCGCUCAUAUCUAUAUUUUGCUGGGAAAAUAAGAAGUGGGUGAAGCAAUUUCAUGAAAUGUGCAAACAUCAAACAAAUACAGCAUAUGAGGUAAAAA